UGGUGUGAUUUGGUUUUGUUUUCUUGACAGACCUGAAACACUUUUACUAUUUCUGACAGCUACACUGCUUUCCUCAUUUUCCAGCGUAGGAAAAUUGGUUGCUGUUAUAAUAAAUCCCCAUCUAGUGAGAAAGGGAGAUAGAGCAAGAUGCAAAAUGAAAGAUAAAAUGCAAAAAGCUAACAGCCUGGCUGGAGAAAGGAGGCCAUGGGAGGGAAGGAGCGGGAGGGAAAUAAUCACAUAGGUGGCUUCCUGGAAGAAGCGGCCCUAGUAGGCUUGGAAGAGGUCAGUUUGGGAACUGGGGAGAGGGCAGAGGAGGGCAUCUCUGAUGGAGAAACAGCAGCCAGUGGGCAGGAGCUGCAGGGAGCCAGGUUGCAAGCGGGCCUGCUUCCUGCAUUCCUGAGACCGGGUUGGGGUCCCCACCCUGGCUGUGGCCCUGGCCUCUGGGGAGGCACUGGGCAGAACCGGGUGGCAGGGCCCAACCUACUCCGACCCUGGACUCUGCCCAGGAAUUUCUGCUGAAGUGACAAGGCAAGCCAGAGCAAAAGCAGGUUGGACCCAGCUUGUCCCCACAGAGACGUGUGCUUCCCUCUCUCUCUGAAAGCGACCUGCUAACCGCAAAUACCUGGAAGGUCUGGGACAUGGAGAACCACCCCUCAAGACGAAGAGAAUCCAUCUCUCUCACAUCUGUGGCCAAGGGUCUGGAGAACAUGGGGGCUGAUUUCUUGGAAAGCCUGGUCUGUACCCUUCCCCAUCAGUCAUCCCGACCCCUCAGCCUCUUUGGCUUGAGCCCGGCUGCCGAGGAGGAAGGUCAGCUCCCUAGCAGUGACUUAAGCUCCACAGAGAUCACGAGCAGCUGGAGCGAGGCGGUGCCGAAGCCCUUCUCCAGAUGGAGGAACUUGCAGCCAGCCCUGAGAGCCAGAAGCUUCUGCAGGGAGCACAUGCAGCUGUUUCGAUGGAUCGGCACAGGCCUGCUCUGCACUGGGUUCGCUGCCUUCCUGCUGGUGGCCUGCCUCCUGGAUUUCCAGAGGGCCCUGGCUCUGUUUGUCCUCACCUGUGUGGUCCUCACCUUCCUGGGCCACCGCCUGCUGAAACGGCUUCUGGGGCCAAAGCUGAGGCGGUUUCUCAAGCCUCAGGGCCAUCCCCGCCUGCUGCUCUGGUUUAAGAGGGGCCUAGCUCUUGCUGCUUUCCUGGGCCUGGUUCUGUGGCUGUCUCUGGACACCUCCCGGCGGCCUGAGCAACUGGUGUCCUUCGCGGGAAUCUGCGUGUUCAUCGCUCUCCUCUUUGCCUGCUCAAAGCAUCAUUGCGCAGUGUCCUGGCGGGCCGUGUCUUGGGGACUUGGACUGCAGUUUGUACUUGGACUCCUCGUCAUCAGAACAGAACCAGGAUUCAUUGCAUUUGAGUGGCUGGGCGAGCAGAUCCGGAUCUUCCUGAGCUACACGGAGGCCGGCUCCAGCUUCGUGUUUGGGGAGGCGCUGGUCAAGGAUGUCUUUGCCUUUCAGGUUCUGCCCAUCAUUGUCUUCUUCAGCUGUGUCAUAUCGGUUCUCUACCAUGUGGGCCUCAUGCAGUGGGUGAUCCUGAAGAUUGCCUGGCUGAUGCAAGUCACCAUGGGCACCACAGCCACUGAGACCCUGAGUGUGGCUGGAAACAUCUUUGUGAGCCAGACUGAGGCUCCAUUACUGAUCCGGCCCUACUUGGCAGACAUGACACUCUCUGAAGUCCACGUUGUCAUGACCGGAGGUUACGCCACCAUUGCUGGCAGCCUGCUGGGUGCCUACAUCUCCUUUGGGAUCGAUGCCACCUCGUUGAUUGCAGCCUCUGUGAUGGCUGCCCCUUGUGCUUUGGCCCUCUCCAAGCUGGUCUACCCGGAGGUGGAGGAGUCCAAGUUUAGGAGGGAGGAAGGAGUGAAACUGACCUAUGGAGAUGCUCAGAACCUCAUAGAAGCAGCCAGCACUGGGGCCGCCAUCUCCGUGAAGGUGGUCGCCAACAUCGCUGCCAACCUGAUUGCGUUCCUGGCUGUGCUGGACUUCAUCAAUGCUGCCCUCUCCUGGCUGGGAGACAUGGUGGAAGUCCAAGGGCUCAGCUUCCAGCUCAUCUGCUCCUACAUCCUGCGGCCUGUAGCCUUCUUGAUGGGUGUGGUGUGGGAGGACUGCCCAGUGGUAGCUGAACUGCUGGGGAUCAAGCUGUUUCUGAACGAGUUUGUGGCUUAUCAAGAACUCUCCAAGUACAAGCAACGCCGCCUGGCAGGGGCCGAGGAGUGGGUCGGCGACAGGAAGCAGUGGAUCUCCGUCAGAGCUGAAGUCGUCACCACGUUUGCCCUCUGUGGAUUUGCCAAUUUCAGCUCCAUUGGGAUCAUGCUGGGAGGCUUGACCUCCAUGGUCCCCCAACGGAAGAGCGACUUCUCCCAGAUAGUGCUCCGGGCGCUCUUCACGGGAGCCUGUGUGUCCCUGGUGAAUGCCUGUAUGGCAGGGAUCCUCUACGUGCCCAGGGGGGCUGAAGUCGACUGUAUGUCCCUCUUGAACACGACCCUCAGCAGCAGUAGCUUUGAGAUAUACCAGUGCUGCCGUGAGGCCUUCCAGAGCAUCAACCCAGAGUUCAGCCCAGAGGCCCUGGACAACUGCUGUCGGUUUUACAACCACACGAUCUGUGCAUAGUGAGGACAGAACAUGUUUGUGCUUCUGUGCUUCUGAGGGCUGUUCUCCCCCAGGAACCAUCUGUCCCCACCUUCCCUUUCCCAGGGCCCUCUUCAGGGAAGCCACAGGACUUAGACCCAGCUCAAUCCCACAAUUGGGAAGGGGUCAUGGAGUGAGUAUGCAGAGUGAGUGAGGACAUAAGGAAGGACAUGUGCCACUCCAUCCCCCUUCCUGCUCCAUUUCCUAACUCCCCUAGUGUGAAUUCCCAGGGUCACUUCUGCCUCCUCCCCUUUCCCCUCCACAUCCAAACAGCACCCUGGUCCUCUCUAUCCCCCAUCUCCUGGGGUCCCUCACAUGCCCCUUCCCUUCUGUUGUGGGCCGCACACCAAAUCCUCCUCCCCUCCCCACUUCCUGGGCACUAGGAUCUCUCUGUGGCUUCCCCUGCUGGGUGGUGUCACCUCUUUCUCUGCUUUCAGAGACUCCCUUCCCGCCUUUCCUCAGAGUGCUUCCCAAACUGAGGUCCCAUGGCACACAGUCCUGGGAGGCGUUCAGAGGGUUCCCUGAUGGACUAGGUUUGGAACCACUGGGUUAAAUAAACUUAGAGAGGGCUAUUUAGGCUUUUUGUUUGUUUAUUUUUUUGUUUUUUUUAA
Messenger RNA from Symphalangus syndactylus (siamang), 3280 nucleotides. It is a transcript of the gene SLC28A1, whose product is annotated as solute carrier family 28 member 1. Gene Ontology annotation, cellular component: plasma membrane. NCBI's taxonomy places the organism in Eukaryota, Metazoa, Chordata, Mammalia, Primates, Hylobatidae. The record is from RefSeq and is a predicted model, not a curated record. Gene Ontology annotation, biological process: cytidine transport; pyrimidine nucleobase transport; uridine transmembrane transport. Gene Ontology annotation, molecular function: pyrimidine- and adenosine-specific:sodium symporter activity.